CCGAACAAGAGAGAGAGAGUGAGAAGAGUCGGAGAAGAGUGCGCUCGGUCUCACGCGCACCAACUCAUUCACAAGCGGCUGCUGAAGGAGUAUCGGCGACAACGUCGCUGGCGCAUGCGGUAUUUGGAGGAGAAUUUCACUCGUAUCAGAAUUCUGCGUGUUUCUCUCUCGUCUUUAUGGGUCAUUAAUAAGAGUAGAACUUAAUUGGACCGCCUCUCCAUUGGCCGAUGGUAAUCGGUGGUCCGGUCAGCAUACCCAGCAGACACCGACGGACGGUCGCUGGCUACCGACCGGGUGAUGGCGAGUCAGGGUAGCCGGUGCAAGAUCGUGGUAGUCGGGGACACCCAGUGUGGAAAGACUGCUUUGUUACAUGUGUUUGCAAAGGAUUGUUAUCCCGAGAAUUAUGUCCCCACUGUGUUUGAGAACUACACCGCGAGUUUCGAGAUUGACAAACAGCGAAUCGAACUGAACAUGUGGGAUACAUCAGGCUCUUCCUACUAUGAUAAUGUGCGUCCGCUGGCCUACCCUGACUCAGACGCUGUACUCAUCUGCUUCGACAUCAGCCGACCGGAGACUCUGGACAGCGUGCUCAAGAAGUGGCAGGCGGAGACGCAGGAGUUCUGUCCCGGGGCCAAGCUGGUGCUGGUGGGCUGUAAGCUGGACAUGAGGACGGAUGUGAGCACGCUCAGAGAGCUCUCCAAACAACGCCUCAUCCCCGUCACACACGAACAAGGCAGUAUGCUGGCGCGUCAGCUGGGAGCGGUGGCGUACGUGGAGUGCUCUUCGCGCGUGUGUGAGAACAGCGUGCGGGACGUCUUCCACGUCACCACGCUGGCCACGGUGCGGCGGGCGCACGGCCUGGCGGGCACCUCGGGCUCCUCCUCCUCCUCCUCCUCGUCGACGGGCGGCGCCCUCAAGCGCAGCACCUCGCGCCGCGCCCUCAAGCGCAUCUCCCAGCUGCCCCUGCCCCUGACCGCCUCCGCCUCCCAGACGCACGAGCCCGCCCCCACGCUACGCAAGGACCGCGCCAAGAGCUGUGUGCUGAUGUAGUGCACACACACACAUACACACACACACACACACACAGGCGGAUACACACACACACACACACACACACACACACACACACACACACAUACAUAAACAAAGAACUGAUAUCUGAGAAGUACUGAUCCCUAUGGACAUCCAUAGGCCAGGCACACAAGCACAUACUAAAAUAUGUAUACACUUCCAAGUUCCAAGUAUGGGUUUCACCAUGAACCCACACAUUAACACAUACACACACACACACACAUACACACUCCAAGUCACCCAUACAGAUGUGCAGUUGCGUCUGCAGAAGUAUUACGUGACAUCCCACAGAGCUUUAUUUAUUGCUUUUGAUGUAUGGUUUAUGUUAUUCUGCUUGUGUAACCGACCUGCGGUCUCGCUGGACAGACCCCUGGACUUGGGCCUUUACAUUCUCUUGGCAUUUUGUUUCCUGUUCUCGUCUCUCCGCUCCUCCGGUUUAUUUUCCAAUUGGCUGAGAGAGCAUCUCGCCCCUCCUCAAAUCAGACCCCUGGACGGGACGGCGGCCCGGACUGCCGGGUGUCCGGUUCUGCUCUCUGAUUGGACGGCGCACAGUUUCCCAUUUCCCCGGUUCCCCCUGACAGGAGUGGGUUGUCAAAUGUGAGUGAAGGAGAUUGGAGGGAGAAGGGAGGAAGAGACUCUCAGAGGUUUCGCUAUAUAUAGCCAAGUGGUUUUGCUGCUGCCUCCCAAAUUGAACUCAUCUAAAAGGGAUUUCAAAAAAAAAAAAAUGAAAAGAAAUAUGAUCAAAAGUGACAAGGAGAACUAGGAAAUGUGAAAUUGUGGCAGAUUUAUGAUGUUUCUUUUCUGCAGGUCCUAGAAACCACAAGUGCUUUUCCGGAUAAGAUCACUGUCCAUAUCAGUUUAACUAUGAAUGCCAUGUAAUGAAUUGUGCUCAGCCUUUGUUCCGUGGAGCUCCGCAGAUGACGAGGAGGAAGUGAGCCCAGAGCGCCGCGUUGGACGCCGUACUAGACACCCUCGCCUGGGAACACAAGCGACUCCAGCGCUCACCUCUGGGCCCUUUGCUUAAAGGAAUAUUUUCAUUUUGUUGUGUACAGAUAUCUAUGGGGGGUGGGAGGAGAUGGUUGAUGAAAUAUGUAAAAUAUGAUGAUGUUUUAAAUAUGUUUAUUGUGUUGGAAUUUGAAGCACAGUAAAAACAGAGACAAAC
This is a messenger RNA of Sardina pilchardus (European sardine), 2233 nucleotides long. It is a transcript of the gene rnd2, whose product is annotated as Rho family GTPase 2. Gene Ontology annotation, biological process: small GTPase-mediated signal transduction. The transcript has 5 exons. Gene Ontology annotation, molecular function: protein kinase binding; GTPase activity; GTP binding. The coding region runs from base 298 to 1050 and encodes 250 amino acids. Gene Ontology annotation, cellular component: cytosol. The record is from RefSeq and is a predicted model, not a curated record. NCBI's taxonomy places the organism in Eukaryota, Metazoa, Chordata, Actinopteri, Clupeiformes, Clupeidae.